CCGGCGUCCCGGGAGCGCCGUGGGCGGUGCCACCGGAAGCGCGGCGCGGGCUACUUCCGGCUGUGUGCGAGCCCCAGGAGGAGGUGAGCCCGCGAGCCUGUACCCCGACGAGACAAGAUGGCCGGGCUGCCCCGCAGGAUCAUCAAGGAAACCCAGCGCUUGCUGGCAGAGCCAGUCCCUGGGAUAAAAGCAGAGCCAGAUGAAAGCAACGCACGUUAUUUUCAUGUGGUCAUUGCAGGUCCACAGGAUUCCCCCUUUGAGGGUGGGACAUUUAAACUUGAACUAUUCCUUCCAGAAGAAUAUCCAAUGGCAGCUCCUAAAGUACGUUUCAUGACCAAAAUUUAUCAUCCUAAUGUAGACAAGCUGGGAAGAAUAUGUUUAGAUAUUUUGAAAGAUAAAUGGUCCCCAGCUUUGCAGAUUCGUACAGUCCUGCUAUCAAUCCAGGCUUUGUUAAGUGCUCCCAAUCCAGAUGAUCCACUAGCAAAUGAUGUAGCUGAGCAAUGGAAGACCAAUGAAGCCCAAGCCAUAGAAACAGCCAGAGCAUGGACUAGGCUAUAUGCCAUGAAUAAUAUUUAAAUGCGCUUUGAACAUCAAGUGUGCAUCACUUCUCCUGUUCUGCCAAGACCUCUUCCUUUUUUGUUUGCAUUUAAUGGACACAGUCUUAGAAACAUUACAGAAUAAAAGCCCAGACAUCUUCAGUCCUUUGGUGAUUAAAUGCACAUUAGCAAAUCUGUGUCUUGUCCUAAUUCACUAUUGUACCGCAUGAGCAGAGGCUAGAAGUAUCAUCUGGAUUGUUGUGAAAUUGUUUAAAAGCAGCAGCACAUCUCUGCUUUUAAUCAUUUUUCUCAUCAUGGUUUAAGUAUAAGCACUGUGAAUGAAGGUAGGCAGGGUUAGCUGCGGGGCUUUUUGUUUUAAUUUUGUGGGCUCCUCUUCCCUUUUUAUGGUGAUGCUAAUUGCAUUGAUAAAAGCAGCUAACGAGUUAUACUUUAGAAUAUACCCUCUAGCCCAGUCUAACUUAGACGCUGUAGAUGGACAAGCUUCAUUGUUUGAACAAAAAAUGGGAACAUUAAACAUCCAUCACCUUCACUAAUAAUAUUGUGAAUCUGCUGUCAAGUGUAGAAAAAUCCCUCCAAGAAAAAGCUUGUGACCAUUUUGUAUGGCUUGUCUGGAGAAUCUCCUGUAAAUCUUAUGUUUUAGUAAAAUAUUUUUUGUUAUUCUACUUUGCCUUUGUACAGUUUAUUUUGCUGUGUUUUCAUUUCUCUAAUGUGACAAUCGUAUUUAAAAAAAUUGAAACCAGGAUUGACAAUUUGUCUUCACCAGUCUGACACUUUAAAUAGUAAAGAGGUGGAAUUCACAAGAUUAUUUUUUUGCUUCUGUUUGCUGACUUUUUUUUAUUAGCUUGUGUUAUGUGGGUGACCUUACACGGCCAAUUAAAUGUGGAAUUGCAUUUGAAGUGACGUUUAGAAACAAGUCUCUGAUGUAAUGAUUGUAACUGUAAUUUUAGUAAUGCAUUGAUACGCAUUUUCAUGGAAAUAACCAUGAUCAAGCAGGAGGUUGAGAGCAAAUGACAGCACUAAUUGUGAGUAUCUGCAUAACUUCUCUUUGCUGAUUGUCAUCAUUUGUCAGGCUAUGCGGUUUUCAAAGUUCUUUGAUUCCUUCCCUCUAUUAACAUAAAAUACCAGUGUGUAGAACCAUUGUUACAGCCAGCUUGUGCAUUGAUGUUUGCUUAACCACUUAGAGCUAGGGCCUCAUAGCACUGGUUUGUUGUUUUUUUUUCUGUAAGCCCUUUUUUAAGCUACUUGCUUGAGCCACUGGUCUGUUUAAAUAGCAACAAAGCUUCUUUAUUGGAGGGAAGGAAAGUGAUUAAAAACUUCCUUCUUGUCCUUGUUUCUUGUCUAUGCAUUUUGUCUGGGAGUCUAGCAUCCUUUCUGGGAACCCAUUUUAUUGCUUCCCUUUUGAUUUCUUCUAUUCCUUAUAGCCUCUCCUUUUAAAAAAACAACCCCCAAAACCUAAAAGUUUCUGGUUAUGCCAACCUGAAAUGUAUGAAUGAAUGAGAGGUUGCAGUCAGGAGUGUUUUGUCAUGCAGUUCAGGGGUAUGGCCACGUGGUCUGCUGGUAUUAUCCCUCUUUUACCACUUAUUACUCUGUCAUCUGAAAUUUCUAUAGAAUGUAGUGUAUUUAUUGUGCUCUUCUGUAAUAUGAAGAAUAUCUAUUAAAAUUACAUUUUCCAGGAGACAGCGCUUUCAGUGGUUAGCAGCCAGUAUUGCCCCUCAAAGAAAUCGUAGAAUUGGCUGGGUUGAAAGGGACCUCAGAGAUCAUCAAGUCCAACCCUUGAUCCACUACUGCUGCAGUUAUCAGACCAUGGCACUGAGUGCCACAUCCAGUUUCUGAUCUUGUAACAUGGUUGAAACUUGGCUCAGAAUUCAGCUUUUUCACCAGACUGAGCUUUAAAAAAGAACAAGCAACCCCCUCAAAACUUAAAAGAGUAGUCUGUGUGUUGAAUGUAAGCCAAAGUUGCAUUUAGGGCUUUCAACAAAUUGUUUUUUGUUGGGAGUGGGAAAGCAGCAUUAACCCUGCCUUAUAAAUGAGCAUGUGCUUGGGUUUAGCUGCCAUACAUCCCCUGUGUGCCACCGGCAUGGGCAGCUCUUGGGGCAGGCAGCUGAGAGCAUGUGAGCUGUGCAGUAGACCCUGGAUUCACCUCACCUACCUCUUAAAGCUUUACCUUUACACUAUGUAUGGAGCUUUCCUCGGCUCCUUCUCUACCCCCAGGGAUAGAGGACAGUCAGGCCCAAGUAAGCACCCCCUCUGAGCUUAGCCUUACCUUCCCUGGGUAGCAAAAAAGAACGUGAGCUGGAAUUUCAGAUGAGUUAACUUCAGAUUAGGGGGGAGAUUAAUCCAGGCCCAAGGUGAUCUAGCAGAUGGAUAGGUGUUUGUAUGUUCAGGGCUUAAAAUCCAGCUAGAGUUGGCAGCUAAUCAGAGGUUGUAAUUAAAAAUUGAGUAAGUUCUUGAUGGAAUACUGUUAAUAUACUUACAGAAAAAAAAAUACUCUGCCUCCAUUUUUAGUGACUGAAUAAAAUGGAGUUUAGAACUGUUUGAGUACACAGUAGCCAGUGUGUGUCUGGGUUCUUUAAUUAAUCUCAACAAAUUUAAGAUUUUGUUAAAAGAAGUCCAUGCUGUCUGAGUUUGAACACAUGUAUUCAUAGUGAUGGUGUAUCUGAAAUUAAUGGUGUAAAAGGGAUAGGUAAAAUACUGCACACCUGAGAGUAUUUUCAAAUUAUAGUUGCAAUGAAGGAAACUUUAAAUGGGCUUCCUAAAAACUAAAAUGUGUUUGUCGUCGGGUCUAUUCAGGAAUACUUUAAUAAUUUUAAUUAUAUAUGGUAAAUAAUAUAUGUAUUUAACACUCAAACCUGAUUUAGGAGCCCUGUAUAAAGCCAAGCUGGAAAUUUAAUUCUGUCUUAUGUUGGGGAGUGUUGGAAACUUUUAUACUAAAUUCUUUGAAGCCAGUUAGAUGUAAUUUUUUCCUCGGUAUAUUCACAGCCAUUAUCUGAAACUCAAAAAGUUUUAUUUUUGUUACAUCUCCCACUACAGCUGGUUAGCAGAUGCAGCUACCCAUCUUUCAGGGAGUGUUCAGAAUCUCCAUUUUUAGUGGGUGUCCGCUGGAUAAAUUUAUAAUUCCUCCAGCAUAAUAAUGAGUAGUACGUGUCAAAAGUCCAGAAAUCCUGAGCAAGAAUGGUGACGUUGCAGUUUUGCAUGUUAGUUUCUGGGUAGUCCAUUACGUGGACUCUAAAACCACACUUCUGCAGUUCACCUCAGAUCAGGAGGAGGAUUUGGAAGGCUUUUAUUUUUGCGUAACCGUACGGUAGUGCUCUGUUGCUGUGUAGCCAUGUUCAGCCAUGGGUGUGAAGUACAUUAUCACCGGGAACUGAUGGGAGAGGGUUUUGUAUCUUAGCUGACUUUAGUCUAAACCAAGUGAAACGUUGCUUCUGUAGCUUUCAAGAAAGUGUAUUUCCAACACAUUGAGAUCAUUGUGAAACACCUUAAUGGACUAGUAUCGUAAAACAUUGUGACACCUCUAUUUAUGUACAUUCCCUCUUGGGAUUUUUUUUUUGUUUUGAGGGUUAAAAUGUCUGGUAGGUUUGUCAAUAACAUGUCUUGACUGUAAUGUAAUAUGACACUGAAAUAAAAGGAAGAGUGAUUAUUCA
Calypte anna (Anna's hummingbird) is the source of this 4201-nucleotide messenger RNA. It is a transcript of the gene UBE2N, whose product is annotated as ubiquitin conjugating enzyme E2 N. The record is from RefSeq and is a predicted model, not a curated record. The transcript is spliced from 4 exons. Bases 118 to 576 code for a protein of 152 amino acids. NCBI's taxonomy places the organism in Eukaryota, Metazoa, Chordata, Aves, Apodiformes, Trochilidae.